Molecule: messenger RNA, 1351 nt
Organism: Drosophila obscura
Lineage: Eukaryota; Metazoa; Arthropoda; Insecta; Diptera; Drosophilidae
Exons: 4
Coding region: 63-1274 (403 amino acids)
Source: RefSeq, a predicted model, not a curated record
UGAGAACUGUUACUAAGAGACCAGCAGACUCUGAGCUGCCACAUCCACAACUUCCUGCCAAAAUGUGGUUGUGGCUGCUGCUCUCUUUACCGUGGAUUAUUAGCGCAAAUGAGUGGUGCGAUAGAGGGCUGUGCGACCCGGGGCGCUUCCACAUACUGUGCAAAGAUGAACGGAGAUUUUACAGCACCUGUCCCCGGGCGGCAGAGCUCGUCCCCAUGACACCAGCAGUCAUUGAUAUGAUCACGCAUGCACAUAACGACUUAAGAAACAGAGUAGCAGGUGGCUUCACGUCUAUGCCCAGGGCAGCGAGAAUGUUGUCGAUGCAGUGGGACGGGAAUCUGGCGAUGGUGGCCGAGGCGGCAGUACGGCUGUGUCGAUUGGAGAAGCUCUAUUGUGCCACAGUGCCGCACAAUUUGUGGACCGGUCAGAACGAAGCCAUGGAGAGCUCCGACUGCCUCCAGCCCACCGAAAUUGUACUAAGAAAACAGCUCGCCGGCUGGAUCAGACAGGGAGACUAUGCAAGUCCGCACCAAUUGCAAAAUCCACUAUCUUGGGUAGAAGCAGCAUACUAUCUUCAAAUGGUGCGCGAUAGAUGUGACCGUUUCGGAUGCGCCAUCAGUCGCUUUACCAUUGGCGCUAUAACGCAUCAGCUAUUAAAGUGCAUAUAUAGCUGCACCGUUGCGCUGUCCUCCCGCUUGAAUCCCGUGUAUGAGGUUUCCAAGGAGUAUGCAGGGGAGAAAUGUCAGUCAGGACGCAGCACCGCUUACCCCCACCUAUGUAAUACAGUCGAAAGCGCUAAAAUAUGUUACGCAACUGAAUCUGUACAACAACCUCAUCCUACGACUUGGAAUCUUCCUCAGCUUCGGCCUGGAACAGGGUAUCCAAAUCCUUCAAAUCCUCUUUAUCCUGCAGGAAUUGCAUCUCCUGGAUAUCCUGGAAAUCCUGGAUAUCUACCACCAUUUCCCCAAUACCCUCCGACAGAUAUAUACGUACCACGUCCCAUCCCGCCAAACCCCUCUGUGGCACCACCUGGACCUGCUUUUGCCUACCCAUCACCGCCUCCACAUUGGACUCACCCGCCACCCUUUAUUACGAUAUUCGGUAUCAAUAUUCUUAGGACAGCUGCUGCACCACGUAGAGCCCGACCGAGGCCGAGAAUCAAUGGAAAAGAUUUAGGUAGAAUGGAAUAUGACUUUUCCGAUUACGUACAAGAUGUGGAUCCCUGUGACAGCUGCACCACGACACCAUGCAAUUUAAAAUAUCAUUGCUUGUAAUUUAUUUGCAUUCAGUUUGAAGACUAUAAAAGGUAUAUCCAGAAUCAUCAAAAAUAGAGCAAACUGGUUGUCUGAAA